Messenger RNA from Kazachstania africana CBS 2517, 498 nucleotides. RefSeq lists its product as uncharacterized. Lineage: Eukaryota; Fungi; Ascomycota; Saccharomycetes; Saccharomycetales; Saccharomycetaceae. The record is from RefSeq and is a predicted model, not a curated record. The transcript has a single exon. The coding region runs from base 1 to 498 and encodes 165 amino acids.
AUGGAUAUUUUCGAUUACCUAAAUGAGGAUAUUUUCCAGCUGACAGAUCUUGAAGCGACGAGACAGGGAGAGACAAUAAAUAAUGAGAUUAACGAGACAACGGAGGUUGACGAUGAGAACAUUGAUGUUAAUGAAACCACAGAUAAUGAAAAUAUAUUACAGUUCCUGAAGCUACAAAACCCUGAAGAGGGGUUGAAUUACACAUUCUUACAUAAUUCCGAGUCCAACUCGACCAAAGAUACGUUGUUAGCGAACACGAAUGCAAAUAUAAAUCAGGAGAAGCAACACAACGUUAAGAUAAAUCCUAAAAGAAUAGGAUUGAAAAGGAGGAAAUCAAACCCAUUUUACACGCCUGCACAGCAUGUUAUGACGCUCUACGAAAGAGAAAAAAAGCAGGCGACGACACAUACGUAUUCACAGCACAUCGAUUCGGCAGGACCUCUCAAAGAGCUUGAUAUGAAUGCCAAUACAGGCAUGAUUCAAUUCGAAAACCGUUAA